This is a messenger RNA of Linum trigynum, 1807 nucleotides long. Lineage: Eukaryota; Viridiplantae; Streptophyta; Magnoliopsida; Malpighiales; Linaceae. The record is from the annotation of a GenBank genome assembly.
CCGGAGGUUGAAGAGAUGAUGAAGGAUACCACGGAUUUGAUUUAACCAACGGUGACUGCUCAGGAGAAUAUCUCGAGUCAGAACCAUAGGGUAAAUCAUGAUGGAAAGAGGAAGGGGAAAGAAACUAUGUCACAGGAGAUAGGAGUUAAGGUGACAGAGAAACAAGGAGCCUCUACCUCAACGGUGCCAAAAGCACCGGCGGGACAACACAAGGCUAGUGAUGGCCCUAGUAGGCUAACGACGAAGACAACCGAACAGCGACCGGGUCACACAAAAAACCCCUCUACAGGAGAAUACUCAAGCUCCGAGGGAGGUAAGGAGGUAUUGCAACGGAAGGAAUGGGGUCAUCGUGGGAAACCGCCGGACAUACACACUGACCUCAACCCACCACCACGUUGCAUGCAUGAGACCGACGUGAGAGAGGAAAUUCUUCCUUGUGAAGCAAUAGUGAAGAUGGUAGAUGGCCUUGGCUCCAAGGCAUCUCCUGUCUAACUCCCGAUGAAGCAACUGUGACCUACUAUUCCUUGUUUUCAAUGAUCAAAAUCUUUGUAUGGAAUUGUAGGGGUGCAGGGAGCAAACGCUUCCUGAGAGUGUUUAAGGAGUAUCGUAGAAAGAACCGUCUGAGUAUUACCAUUCUAGUGGAACCUAGAAUUAGUGGAAGCAGGGCCAAAAAAGUGAUUCAGGAGCUGGGGUUUGAUGAAAACCUGGCGGUGGAUGCGGUAGGGUAUUCAUGAGGUAUUUGGGUGGUUUGGGAUUCUAGCAUGGUCACGAUCACGAAAUCUGAUAGAGCUGCUCAGUUUCUACAUGCCUGAGUCCAAUAUGGGCAAGCACACUGGUUACAGACAGCAGACUAUGCAAAUCCUGCGCUAGUGCAACAACGUGAGCUGUGGAACUCCCUUCGCGUGAUGGCGGAAGAGAUUACAGAGCCGUGGAUAUUGGCUAUGGAUUUUAACUCGAUCCUCCAACCUGCCGAUAACUUGGGUAGUGCACCCUUCGAUGCUGCUCGUGCUCGAGAAUUUUAGGAUUGCUUAUUGGAUACGGGGUUGAUUGAUUUAGGGUUCACAGGGCCUCCAUAUACGUGGCUUCGAUCGGGUGUUAAGGAGUUCCUAGAUAGAAGCUUAGUAAACUCAACAUGGUCUAGCAUCUUCCCGCACACGCUGGUUAGUCACCUUCCUAGGAUCUGAAGUGACCAUAGACCAAUUCUUAUAACAGUGGAUCCUUCUUUCCAUCCUGUCGGCCCUAAGCCCUUUAAGUUCUUGGAGGCUUGGCUAACCCAUGAGGGGUUUAAGGGUAUGAUGGAGAGAGCCUGGGCACGAGGCAGUGAUCUAGUUUCAGCCAUCGUAUAAUUUACCGGGGAGGCUACGCAUUGGAACCAACAUGAGUUUAGUAAUAUUAUGCAAAGGAAGAAUAAACUGCUCAACGGGAUUGGGAGAUUAGAGCAACGGGGCGGUGGAGAUGAUGAUGGCCCGAGGCUUCGACAAGCACAUGCUGAACUGGAAGAUGUUCUUCUUCAAGUGGAGCUUCUCUGGUGCCAAAAAUCAAACUUGGAGUGGAUUGUCUCAGCUGAUAGGAACACUCGAUACUUCCACUCUCGGACCAUUAGUAAUGAUCUCAAGUGGAUUGAUAAUUUUAUUGAAUAGUUAAAUUAACCAAAAUUUUAAUUUAUAUAUUAUAUUAAUAUUGUCAUGAUCUCAAGUGACCUUCGUGUUUCAAUUUUUGUAAUUUUCUUAAAAUACGUAAUAUCAAGUGAGUUUCAUAUUUUUUAAAUUUCUUAUACAAAGCGAAAAAAUAAUUUUACUUAAGUUUA